This is a messenger RNA of Prorocentrum cordatum, 2833 nucleotides long. Lineage: Eukaryota; Dinophyceae; Prorocentrales; Prorocentraceae. The record is from the annotation of a GenBank genome assembly.
GCAGCCGCUGGCGGCUGCAGCGCGGGAGGACCCCUCGGCACGCCGCCCCCGCCGACAAGAGGGCGGGAGGCGGGGGGCGGGGGCCCCGGCGCGCGCUCCCGGCCGAUGCCGGAGGAGCCCGACCAGCCUCCGCGGGCCCCGCGCGGCGGCCGAAGAGGCGGAGGAGGGCGGCCGGGCAGAAGCGCGGCGGCCUUGCGCGGGCGGAAGCUGCCGGCCAGGCCCCCGCCGAGGCGGAGGAGGAGGAGGAGAACCCCGGGCUGCUGCUGGCCGACCUGGUGGAGCAGCCAGAGGAGACUGCGCCCAGGCUUAGGCGGGCGGUCGGGGCCAGCCGGCGGCGGCAGAAGCGCCCGCCAAGGCCGGCGGAACCAGUGGAGGACGCCGACCAGGAUUUCGCCAGCGGAGACGAGGGCGACGCGGAGGCCGACGAGGCGGGCAGGCGGCUGAUUGACGCAGUGGGCAAACUCAAGGACUCGGCGGGGCAGCCGCCAGCUGAGUCAGCCGGCCGCGCAUUCGGCGCCGAGGGACAGCCGGAGUCCGAGUUCCACUCCGGGGGCGGCGGCGAGGCGAUCACGGUGGACGACCUGCUGGCCCCCCUCGCCGAGGCCACCGGCUUCGGCAACAUCCGCAAGCAGCUGCAGGGCCUCGCGAAGGCGGAGCCGCUCCCGGAGCCAGCCUCGGAGGUGGCGAGAACACGGGAGGAGAGGCUGGCCCAGUACGAAAGCAGCUGCAAUGUCGCCUCGAGGUGGAUGCCGCAGGUCCAGCAGAUGCGCCGCGCCGACCAGGUGAUUCUUGGCAAGGAUGAGGACCAGGACACCAGACCAGUCAGCACGGCCUCUCUGGUGGACACCUUCAAGGCCACGGACGACUUCGAGAAGGAGCUGGAGGCCGUGACGAUGGCUGCGGGAGCUACGGAGAAGGACAUCAAGGGAGCGGCAGAGCUCCCGGCGAACCCGAAGAUACGGGACGAGAAGGAGCGCCAGGCAGGAGCCAAGCUCAAGUCACUGCUGCUGCGCGAGCAGCAGGCGGCCAAGCGCAUCAAGAAGAUCAAGUCGAAGACUUACCGCCGCAUCCACCGCAAGGCGGAGUCCAGAGAGAAGGAGGUCCUGCUGGAGAGGCUGGAGCGCGAGAACCCAGAGCUCGCGAAGACGUUGAAGCAGGAAUACGAGAAGAAGCACGCGCAGAUGCGCCUCCAGAGGGGGCGCAACGCCAGGAAGAAGUGGGCGAACACCAUGAACCGGUUCGCCAAGGGCGACAGGAACGCGCAGCAGGAGAUGACGAAGCAGGCGCAGAAGGCGCACGACGAGGAGCAGGCCCUGCGACGCGCCAUCCGCGGCCGGGACCCGGACCAGUCGGAGGACUCGGAGGCCGUGGACCUCAGCGAGAGCGACUCCGAGGACGAGGGCGCGAAGCGUCGCGGGGUCGCCAGGCAGACGCUGUCCAAGGCGAAGAAGUUGACGGCCAGGGAGCUCAAGGGCCUAGAGAAGGACGGCGACCUGCCCACCACCGGGCUUCUUGGCAUGAACUUCAUGAGGAACGCGAUCCAGCAGAAGCGGGAGCAGGCCAGGAAGGACGCGCAGGGAGUGCUGGAGGAGCUGGAGGGCCUCGGCCAGAAGCUCGACGCCGCAGAGGACAGCGACGACGAGGGCGGUCGAGGCGGCGACGCUCGUGGCGCGGAGCAAGAGGGCCUAGACGCGGCUGACGCGCCAGGGAAGCAGGCCAGGACUUUCACUGCGGAGGAGCUGGCCGCCGCCAGCGCGGAAGUCGACGCCAUGCUGGAGCAAGACGACGCGGCCGUGGAGUGCAGCGUGUCUGGCCCGCUCACCAUCAGGGGCGUGGCCGCGGCUCCGCCGUCGGGAUUUCCCAGGGGCACCGCAGAGGCCGCGGCCAGCGGCAGCGCCGGGGCGUCCAGGCCCUCUCGCGAGCCGAGGCCCGGCCGCGGUGCCAGCGCGCCGCCGCAGCCGGGGGCGGCAGGCCAGGAGGCCUCGCGCAACCCGUGGCUCAGUGCCGAGGAGACGCCCGAGGCCGACGGAGCAGCGGGCUCGGCCGCGGCUGGCGCCGAGGAGCCCGCAGUGGAGAGCGCGCCCAGCGGCCCUGGAACGAAGGCGGCGAAGGCAAAAAAGCGGAAGAGAAGAGCAGACGCGGACGCAGAGCCCGAGGCGUCCGCGGCCGUGGAGGACUUGCUGUCGGUGCUGAACGCCGACACCGAGGCGGCCAGAGAGCAGCGCGAUCUGGUCAGAACGGCCUUCGUGGAGGGCACGCAGGCGGAGGACUUCGACGCAGAGCAGGACGAGCUCGCACGCAAGAAGGACGAGGAGAGGGAUAACGCCUCGCAGGCGCUUGCCGGCUGGGGCUCCUGGACCGGAGCAGGCAUAGCUCCGAGGAGGCCGAGGAAGGGCCAGGAGAAGCCGGCGCCCGAGGGCCCAGCAGAGGGCCAGAGGCCCAGGGGCCCCCGGGUGCAGUUCCACGAGGGCGGCGGCGCGGAGCCCUCGAAGUAUUUCGUGGACCAGAUGCCGUACCCGUUCCAGAAUCCCGACCAGUACGAGGCGCUCAUGAGGCAGCCCCUCGGGAGGGAGUGGAACGCGCUGCCCUCGCACCUGCAGAAGAUUAAGCCCAAGUUCUUCUCCAAGGUGGGGGCCAUCGUGCCUCCGCUGCAGUACGUCCGGCACCUGCCGUCCGAGCAGCGCGACAGCGCCCUUAAGACUUGGGCGGCAACGAAGCAGCCGAAGAGGCUGAAGGCCAAGAUCUAGGCGCACCGUGAGGUGCACGAGCCGGACGGCGUCAGAAAAGAGGGGGGAUCGCAGCACACGACAGGAAGGCGGGGGAUCGAGCAGCA